AUGAACGACCUAGCUAUACAUCUGAGCAGAAGGAAACGAGCGGCUUGGGGAGUUUUCAAGAGCAUCGAUGAUGUAGCGGUGAGAACAAAGAACAUCCAGCUGCGUGCCCACCUUUUCGACUCAACAUUACUUUCUGCGUUAACGUAUGCAUCGGAAAGCUGGUCGCUGCGCAAACAAGAUGAAAAAUCACUCAGCGUCAUUGGAAGCGCAGUCGAAAGGACGAUGCUAGGAGUAUCCCGUUCCACACAAGUAAAGGAUGGGAUCCGAAGCUCCGAUCUGCGUCAACGAUCAAAAAUCAAAGAUGCUGUUCCGUACGCCAAAGAGCUGAAGAUAAGGUGGGCCGGAUACGUAAUGCGUAUGUGUGACAACCGGCGGACGAGAGCCGUUAGUGACUGGAUUCCUCGGGAAGUUAAACGCACUGCAGGAAGACCACCGACUCAAUGGUCAGAGUUCUUUACGAAAAGCCUAGAAGAAAGAUAUGAUCAUCGACGAGUCCGUAAAGCCAGCAGAACCCACUUGGCUACUCUUCCAUGCGAUAGGGAAAAUGGAAGAUUUACUGGCGUCCGCACGAGUCACUCGACGAUCAGCGGGACUAUAGGUGAUACAGGCCCUAGUGGUAGAUAG
This is a messenger RNA of Angiostrongylus costaricensis, 624 nucleotides long. The record is from the annotation of a GenBank genome assembly. NCBI's taxonomy places the organism in Eukaryota, Metazoa, Nematoda, Chromadorea, Rhabditida, Metastrongylidae.